GUAUGAGAUGCUGUUUUUCCGACCUCUGCGUGAUGUUGCACCUCAGGCAGAGGAAAUGGCGUCUGUCUGGUGCAGCACGGUUUUUAGUGGCCAGCCUGUGAGGUUUCUUCGAAGUUGACAUGUAAACUGUGAAACUGACUCUCACCAUACUGCCUCCAGCGGGCUUAGAACUAUGUUUUUAAGCGAAGUGAAAUCCAGUUUGUGCCGGAUAUUGAUGACAUAACAGUUUUUUAUGUUUUUGUUGCAACAGGAACACCUGACUUGGACAUUUGGGAACAUUGCUGGUACUAUACACGCCUUGCAGAGGAAUGGCCAAAGAGCAGAAAUCAAGCAGGCCAGAAACAUUUAUACUGGCCGGAUCAAAUGGUUACAAUGGCCAACAACGGCAGACUGGUAUAAAUAACUUGGUCAUUCAGCCUGCAGGUACUAACCACACAUCGAGGAUGGCCCGCAUUGCCUCAGAUGCUAGGCAAAAGUGCGCAGCCUAUGUGCUAGCACUGAGACCGUGGAGUUUCAGUGCCUCGCUCACGCCGGUGGCCCUUGGUGGUGCCUUGGCGUACAAACUGGAUGGCUCUGUGGACUUGGUCAUCCUGAUGGUGUGUGCGGUGGCCGUCCUUGUAGUCCAUGGGGCAGGCAACCUUGUAAACACCUACUAUGACUUCUCCAAAGGGAUUGACCACAAGAAGAGUGAUGACAGGACUCUUGUGGAUGAAAUCUUGGCACCGCAGGAUGUUGUUAUGUUUGGAGCAUUGUUAUAUUCCUUGGGGUGCUUGUGUGCCACUUUGCUCUACUUCUUGUCUACACUUAAACUGGAGCACUUGGCCCUUAUUUACUUUGGUGGACUGUCCAGCUCUUUUUUAUACACUGGGGGUAUCGGCCUCAAGUAUGUGGCUCUGGGUGAUGUUGUAAUCCUUAUCACCUUCGGCCCUCUGGCAGUCAUGUUUGCUCAUGCAGUGCAGGUUGGCUACCUGUCAGUGCUGCCGCUGGUCUACGCCAUCCCCCUAGCCCUCAACACAGAAGCCAUCCUUCACAGCAAUAACACCAGAGACAUGGACUCUGACAAACAGGCAGGCAUCGUCACCCUGGCCAUCCUCAUAGGCCCCACGCUCUCUUAUGUCCUCUACAACCUCCUGCUCUUCGUCCCCUAUGUGCUCUUCUGCAUCCUCGCCACCCGUUACACCAUCAGCAUGGCACUCCCUCUGCUCACGCUGCCCAUGGCUUUUCCCUUGGAGAAACAGUUCCGCAGCCGAUGCUACACCAAGAUCCCCCAGAAGACGGCCAAGCUCAACCUCCUCAUGGGACUUUUCUACGUGUUCGGGAUCAUUCUGGCACCUCCUGGCAGCCUGCCAUUACUGUGAUUCAUUAGCUUUGCUGUUUUAAUACAGACUAGUUUAAGUACCUAUUUUAUUUGUACAGAGCUAUCUGAGGGCUUACACUGGCUUUAAUUUAUUGUCCAGUUUAUAUGUUGACCAGAGAUUUAGUUUAGGUCCUUCUCUGUGUCACUGAAGGAAUAAUGGGGUGUUUUUUUUUUCCAGUAUUAAGCCUGCUGUAAUGUGUUGGUAAAAGUAAGAAGUGUUGGUGUCAAUUUGUAAAGGUGGGCAAAGUUCUCAUAAUAUAAAGACAAUAAACCCACAGUUGCCAUGUUUUUAGUUCUUCAAGACACAACAUUGUAACACUAAUACCUAAAAACAUCCAUGAACAUUUACUGUCUAUAUUGUACUCUCUGUUAAGUACAUGCUUUUAAUUUGUUCAUUGUGAUUUUCUUUCUGGUGAGCCAAAUAGUAUUUGAAUUGUAAUAAAACUCAGUGAUGCUGA
This is a messenger RNA of Monopterus albus (swamp eel), 1815 nucleotides long. It is a transcript of the gene ubiad1, whose product is annotated as UbiA prenyltransferase domain containing 1. The record is from RefSeq and is a predicted model, not a curated record. Gene Ontology annotation, molecular function: prenyltransferase activity. Gene Ontology annotation, biological process: vitamin K biosynthetic process; menaquinone biosynthetic process. The coding region runs from base 309 to 1358 and encodes 349 amino acids. Gene Ontology annotation, cellular component: Golgi membrane; endoplasmic reticulum. The transcript is spliced from 3 exons. NCBI's taxonomy places the organism in Eukaryota, Metazoa, Chordata, Actinopteri, Synbranchiformes, Synbranchidae.